AGUACGAUAGUUUGUGCAGCAGUGGGAUGUGAGGAAGUAGAGUGGGUGUGGGCAAGAAAGACCAGGGCAUCCCGGGCACUCCUCACACACCAGCCACAGCCACGGCAGGCACAACAACCUCUGCUUCAUCUUAAAAUACUUUGCGACUGAGAGUGUGGAUAAUGUCAGGUGUGGUGUGGGUGGUGCUGCUGGUGGUGCUGCUGGUGGUGCUGCUGGUGGCUGCCCCGGCACAGUCUGUAACGUACGCUCCAGGGCGCCUGUGUGUGGCCGAGGGUGUUGACUGCUCGCGACUGAGACGGGAAGUACCUGAGCUUGACUGCACUCCAGUUAGAGACAGAGUGGACUGCCUCAAGAAGAUGAGGAACAACGAAGCUGAAUUUGGUUACUUCGAGGCUGAGGAUCUUAAUAUCGCAGCUAACUCCUUCGGUGACAAGUUUUUAGCAUCUCUCCAGUUCGUGGCAGACAAAGAGGUGAAGAGUGUAUACUUACUGGUUCAUGAUCCUCACAACACUAACAUCAAGAGUGUGUGUCACCCGGGGAUCAACAGGCAGCGUUACUACCCCCGCGCUCUCUACCGCCCUGUAACUAGCAACUCCGACGAAUUCCUGACAGAUAUUAAGAGCCAGAUCGAUGCUCUGAGCAAAUCUUGGAGUAAAGCUUGCAUACCUGGAGCCUGGUCACCUGACCCUGUCACUGACAGGCAACUCAGUGAGUAUACGUAUUUCACUCUAUAUUCUUUGUCUUAGUAGACUCUUGGCGGA
Cherax quadricarinatus is the source of this 761-nucleotide messenger RNA. The record is from RefSeq and is a predicted model, not a curated record. Lineage: Eukaryota; Metazoa; Arthropoda; Malacostraca; Decapoda; Parastacidae.